AUGGAUUUCCUGAGUCGUCUGGCCGGAUGGCUUGAUCGCCCAGGCUUCNCCUGGAAGUCUCUCAUCAUCUCUUUCAGCUUGGGUGAGUAUCUUCUCGAGAACUGGCUCGCAUUCCGUCAGUAUCGCGUGCUGCAAGGGACCAAGGUGCCCAAGCAGUUGCAAAACGAAGUCGACCAGGCCACUUUUGACAAGAGUCAGGCCUACGGUCGCGCAAAAGCCAAGUUCGGCUUCGUCUCUGGUGUCAUCUCUCAGCUCAAGUCUCUCGCCGUCAUCCGCUACGAUUUCUAUCCCAGAUUCUGGGCUCUCACUGGUCUUGCCCUUACUCGCUACCUUCCUGCUAGCUGUCAAGGAGAAAUCGCCCACUCGCUGCUCUUCGUCUUCGCCUCGUCCUUCAUCGAGACUCUCCUUAGUCUGCCACUCUCAUACUACCACCACUUCGUCCUCGAGGAGAAGUUCGGUUUCAACAAGCAGACCAUCGGCCUGUGGGUCUCCGACUUGCUCAAGGGACAGGCUCUCUCUGUAACGUUUGGUGUACCGCUCGGCUGGGCUUUCUUGAAGAUCAUUCAAAAGACUGGUGACAAGUUCUUCUACUACCUUUGGUUGUUCGCUCUUGGUGUUCAGCUCUUCGCCAUCACCAUCUACCCCAUCGUCAUCGUUCCUCUCUUCAACAAGCUUACCCCUCUCGAGCCCGGCCCGCUCAAGGUUGCCGUCGAAGCUCUUGCUCAACGCCUCAACUUCCCUCUCUCCGAGUUGCAAGUCAUCGAUGGCAGCAAGCGCAGCGCUCACAGCAAUGCUUACUUCACCGGUCUGCCCUGGAAGAAGAAGAUCGUCAUUUACGACACGCUGAUUGAGAAGUCUGACACUAAGGAGAUUGAAGCCGUUCUUGCUCACGAGCUGGGUCACUGGAAGAUGGGACACACGACCAAGUUGCUUCUCAUCUCGCAAGUCCACCUAUUCUACAUGUUCGCUCUCUUCUCCGUCUUUAUCAACAACCAGUCGCUGUACAACGCCUUUGGCUUCACCCGCGAGAGACCGAUCAUGAUUGGUUUCAUCCUGUUCAACGAGGUCCUGGCACCCACGGAUUCUGUCAUUAAGCUUCUCAUGAACAUCAUGACUAGAAGAAUGGAGUUCGAAGCCGACAACUUCUCGCUCAAGCUCGGUUACUCGGCUGAGCUGGCCAGCUCCCUGAUCAAGCUCCAGAUCCAGAACCUCUCGAGCAUGGAUGCCGACUGGAUGUACUCUAGCUUCCACUACUCACACCCCAUCCUCACGGAACGCCUGAAAGCUGUUGGCUGGACCAGCGAAAAGAAAGUAUCCCAGGAAAAGGAGGAGAUUUUGGAGGAAAAGACGGGCGAGGCCACGGGUCGUGAGCUGUAG
Aureobasidium vineae is the source of this 1377-nucleotide messenger RNA. NCBI's taxonomy places the organism in Eukaryota, Fungi, Ascomycota, Dothideomycetes, Dothideales, Saccotheciaceae. The record is from the annotation of a GenBank genome assembly.